This is a messenger RNA of Penaeus vannamei (Pacific white shrimp), 981 nucleotides long. NCBI's taxonomy places the organism in Eukaryota, Metazoa, Arthropoda, Malacostraca, Decapoda, Penaeidae. The record is from RefSeq and is a predicted model, not a curated record.
AUGCAUUCGAGGACGUUCCUCUCAACUGAACGUCCAGAAGAGGACGCUGACCUCGAGGAAUUCCUCCUCGUAGAUCCCGAGCACGACGACGCUGACCCCAGGGCCCUUGACGUCGCCACUGUCCGCGAGGAAAACCUCCUCGAAGAUCCCGAUCUCCUCCUCGAUGAUCCCGAGGACGACGACGCUGACCCCGAGGAAUCCCUCCUCGAAGAUCUCGAGCAGGACGUCACUGGCUUCGAGGAAUUCGUAGAAGAGGUACACGCCAAUGACUCCGAGGAAUCCCUCCUCGUAGAUCUCGAGCAGGACGUCACUGGCUUCGAGGAAUUCGUAGAAGAGGUACACGCCAAUGACUCCGAGGAAUCCCUCCUCGGAGAUCUCGAGGAGGACGCCACCGACCCCGAGGAAUUCCUCCUCGGAAAUCCAGAGGAGGACGCCAUCGACCCCGAGGAAUUCCUCCUCGGAGAUCCAGAGGAGGACGGCGCUGACCCCAAGGAAUCCCUCCUCGUAGAUCCCGAGCACGACGACGCUGACCCCAGGCAAGAUCUCCUCCUCGAUGAUCCCGAGGACGACGACGCUGACCCCGAGGAAUCCCUCCUCGAAGAUCUCGAGCAGGACGUCACUGGCUUCGAGGAAUUCGUAGAAGAGGUACACGCCAAUGACUCCGAGGAAUCCCUCCUCGUAGAUCUCGAGCAGGACGUCACUGGCUUCGAGGAAUUCGUAGAAGAGGUACACGCCAAUGACUCCGAGGAAUCCCUCCUCGGAGAUCUCGAGGAGGACGCCACCGACCCCGAGGAAUUCCUCCUCGGAGAUCCAGAGGAGGACGCCAUCGACCCCGAGGAAUUCCUCCUCGGAGAUCCAGAGGAGGACGGCGCUGACCCCAAGGAAUCCCUCCUCGUAGAUCCCGAGCACGACGACGCUGACCCCAGGGCCCUUGACGUCGCCACUGUCCGCGAGGAAAAUCUCCUCGAAGAUCCCGGUUAG